Clupea harengus (Atlantic herring) is the source of this 792-nucleotide messenger RNA. RefSeq names its product histone H1. The record is from RefSeq and is a predicted model, not a curated record. Gene Ontology annotation, cellular component: nucleosome. NCBI's taxonomy places the organism in Eukaryota, Metazoa, Chordata, Actinopteri, Clupeiformes, Clupeidae. Gene Ontology annotation, molecular function: structural constituent of chromatin; DNA binding. Gene Ontology annotation, biological process: nucleosome assembly.
UCAUUCUCGAGAACUUAACUUGUCACUUGUGCAACCAUGUCAGGAGUGCCCCCGGCUCCCUCAGCUGCUCCAGCCAAACCUGCAAAGAGAAGGUCCUCAAAGGCCAGGAAAACCGGACCCACUGUGUCCGACCGUAUUCUCAAGGUAGUGGCUGCAUCCAAAGAACGCGGUGGUGUUUCUCUCGUCGCCCUGAAGAAGGGUCUUGCAACCAGCGGCUAUGAUAUAGGGAAGAACAACGCGCGCAUAAGGCUUGCAGUGAGACGCUUGGUGACCAAUGGAAGUCUCAUUCAGAUAAAAGGCACUGGGGCCUCUGGGUCUUUCAAGAUCGGGAAGAAACCAGUGGUCAAGAAAAAGCCUAUAAAGAAAGCCAAGAAGCCCAAUGCCAAAAAAGCCAAAAAGCCUAAACGGGCGGCAGCAACGAAAGCAACAGGUACACCAAAGAAGCGCAGGAGGAGGUCAAAGAGUCCAAAGAAGGCAAAGAAACCAGCUGCAGCCAAAAAGCCGAAAAGUCCCCGGAAGGCUAAACGCAGAGUAUCCAGAGGGAAAACCAAAAGGGUUGCAGCCAAGAAGAAGUGAAUGCGUCGUCUACCUGGACACGCUUUACAACUGACGCAGAGGGUCAUGUAACAUUUUGUCCAUAAGUGCAACAUUUUGGAGACCUUGCUUCAAUUUACAGUACUUGGACUUGUUUCUGGCCUUAAUAUCAUACCUUUAACAUAUGCAUAAGAGUAUGUGUAAAGCUCUAGAACAAAUUUUACAUUGCUUGUAAAAUAAAAACUAUUCAUUUCACAA